GCCUAUGCUCGGACUUUCCUUAUAAAUAGACCCUAGGGUCAUGUAAAGUGAGAGGACAUCGUCUUCUCAUACCUUGCUCAAUCUCUAAUACUAUAUUUCGGUACUAAUAGUCCAUCAAAUGAUGCUUUCAUCUAUUCCUUUUGGUUACCGACGGAUUGCGUGCUUUAUUUCACCAGGCUGAGCGAAGAGGAGAAUUGCAUGGCGUGUCGGUUUGUCAUAGAGCUCCAAAGGUAUCACAUUUAUUUUUUGCAGAUGAUAGCUUGCUUUUUUCAGAGCAAAUAGGGGUGAGUGUGAUACGGUUAAAAAUAUUUUGCAUCAAGUGCUUUUUUAGUCCGAAUGUGGUAGGCCCUGAGAGGGGCUUUUUUGUGAUUAUAUGGGGGUUAGUAAAGAAGCUCAACAAGGUGGUUAUUUGGGAUUACCAACUCUGGUGGGAAGUAACAAGAAGAGUAUUCUAAGUUACUUAAAAGGGAGAGAUUUUUCACUCGAAUUCAGAGUUGGAAUAAUAGAUUUCUAUCCAAGGCAAGGCAUGCGGUUUUAUUGAAAAUUGUUAUUCAGGCGAUGCCUAGUUAGGCCAUGAAUGUUUUCUUCAUGCCAAAAGAGCUUAGUGAGGAGUUUGAAAAGCUUAUAAAUAAUUAUUGGUGGAAGGGAAAUACUUUUGAGGAAAAAGGCAUUCAAUGGAAGGCGUGGGGUGGUCUGUGUGGCACAAAGGGCGAAGGCGGUAUGUGCUUUCGAAAACUCAGAGAUUUUAAUAUAGCUAUGUUGGCUAAGCAAGCAUGGAGGUUAACUGUUGACACGUCUAGUUUGGUAGGACGGAUUUUUUAAGCGCGGUAUUAUCCAGAUACCUCAUUCCUGAAAGCUAAAAUAGGCUCCUAACCCAUCAUUUAUAUGGAGGGGUAUAUCGGAAGCUCAACAGGUUAUAUCGGAGAAUACUCGACAUAUAGUUGGCAACGGCAUAAGGGUGCAGGUCUAGGCAGAUGCUUGGUUACCAGGGACGACUGAUCCAGGAAAAAUAAGUUCAGCUAAACCUGCUGGAAUAAGGGAUAUGAAUGUGGCGGCGCUUAGAUCAGAGGAUGGCAGAAGCUGGAAUGUGGAUCGGGUAAAAACUCUGUUUAUUCCGGAAGAAGCCAAUCAUAUUUUGAGCAUUCCGAUUAGUAUUUGUGAAAGGGAGGAUGACCUUUGGUGGAAUGGGGGACAAGAUGGUGUGUUCUCUGUUUGAAGCUGUUACAGGUAUUUGGCUCAAAAUAUGGAACCGGGAGGAUGGACGAGUUGGACUCGUAUGUGGAACUUUCAAAUACCUCCAAAAGUUAAAUUUUUCUAUUGGCAGGCAAUGAGGGGUUGCAUUCCUACAACUGUCAAACUUCGUGGCAGAGGAGUGGAAAUCCCAACUGUGUGUAAGGUUUGUGACAGGGAGGAUGAAGAUACAGACCAUGCAUUGAGAAUGUGUCCUAAAGCAUAGGUUGUUUGGCAAGCAGAAGGGGGGGGGGGGGGGGGGCUUUUUGUAGAAUUGCUAACGACUUUGAAACAUGAGUAAGGUAGUGUAUGGAAACGCUUGAUGAGGAGAAGUGCUGCAAGUUGGUGAUGUUGCUAUGGGGGCUUUGGAAAAGAAGAAUCGGCGUCGUAUGGAAAGAUGAACAUGCGGGUGAGAUGUCAGUAAGGAGUGGUGCGGAAGCUAUGCUGCGUGGGUGGCGUGAAGCUCAAUCUUCAGAUGCAGCCAUCCAUAAUGCAUCGGCGGCCACAAGUACUAGAUGCAUAGAGAAAUGGCAGCGACCGAGGGUAGGUUGGAAGAAAAUAAAUGUAGAUGGGGCAAUCAAUGAUGCAAAAGGAAUAAGGGCGUGGAGCUGGAUUGCCAGAGAUGCGGAAGGUGAAUUUCUAGUGGACAUAGCGAAUCUAUGGAGGCACAAUGGACGAAAACAAAGAUCGCAGUAGUAGGAGUGAGAGCAGCGCUUCUUGGGGCAUUACAACAAGGAUGGCAACAAGUAGAAAUUGAAGCGGAUGCUUUGACCGUGGUACAAACUAUUCAAAAAGGGAGUGGAUCUUCUUAUCUGGCACUGAUUUUAGAUGACAUUAAAAUUUUUCUGGAGGACAACAUCAAUUUCAAUGUUGCUUUUUGUAAGAGAUCUGCGAAUCACGUUGCUCAUGCUUUGGCUAGGGCAUGCGUUUCUAGUUCUGGUCUUAAGAUUAUACAUGAACAAGUUCCAGAUUAUGUUGUAAGUCUGUUGCAGAACGAUUUACUUGAUUCAUAGAUAUGAGCUAGUUUUUCUUCAAAAAAAAUGGUGCUUUCAUCUAGAAUUAUACUCCAUCUGUAUUUUAAAGUUCCAUACACUUUCCAUUUUGGGAUGUAUUUAAAAGUCCAU
Messenger RNA from Cuscuta europaea, 2354 nucleotides. The record is from the annotation of a GenBank genome assembly. Lineage: Eukaryota; Viridiplantae; Streptophyta; Magnoliopsida; Solanales; Convolvulaceae.